Messenger RNA from Sporothrix brasiliensis 5110, 3756 nucleotides. RefSeq names its product c2h2 finger domain containing protein. Gene Ontology annotation, molecular function: chromatin insulator sequence binding. NCBI's taxonomy places the organism in Eukaryota, Fungi, Ascomycota, Sordariomycetes, Ophiostomatales, Ophiostomataceae. Gene Ontology annotation, cellular component: chromosome. The record is from RefSeq and is a predicted model, not a curated record. The coding region runs from base 1 to 3756 and encodes 1251 amino acids. Gene Ontology annotation, biological process: regulation of transcription by RNA polymerase II. The transcript has 3 exons.
AUGGAUAUGCCAAUGGACCCGUCCGCAGAGUCGGCGUCCGCUAUUCGGGAUGCCUUGGGGCUCCAUGUAUCGCAGCAGCCACAACAGGACGGCACAGCACAUCCGACCGGUUCCGACCUGUCGUUCUACGUCUUUGAGCAACAACACCAACACGAUAUGCAUCCGCCUGGCACGGACGCCGGUGGCCUGGUGGCGCCGGACGGUACCACGUCCCAUCGAUCGUUUGCCGGCGACGACACGUACGCGGUCUGGUCCCAAGAUCCGAUGGACCUCGACUAUGACCCUGAACUCGCGUCUUGGGUGAGCUCUUGGGAUGCGCCGCCGCCUCACCAGACUGUCAACACCUCGCACCGGCAGCAGACACCUGCGCUGGCUCAGAUGUCGCCAACGAUACCGUCGCAGCACCAAAACCUGAGCCACCAGCACCACCAUCAACAGCUACAGCAGCUACAACAGAUGCAGCCCCCCCAGCGGCCUCUACCUCAGCAACCGCUGAGCCAGCAGCGACAGCAACAGCAUCAGCAUCAACUAGCCUUGCGCGACCAGCUGCCCGUACUGCAGCAACAUCAACAGCAGCAACUGCCUCAGCAACAGGAACAGCAGCAGCAGCAGCAGCACCAAUUUCAACAGUUACAGCACACGCAGUCAUUCUCUAGCAGCCAAGCUUCAGUUGCGUCGUUUGAGAUCAGCUCUUUGCCAUCCAACUUUGCAGACCCCGACCUGAACAAAACUGGCAAGAUAAUGGGGCCCGACGACUUCCUCUUCCCGGACGACGAAACAGCGGCUGUGCUCUCAAACCAGGUCCACACCACGAAUGUUCAGCAGAACACUCACCAGGGCCCAUCGAUUCUCCCAUCCCCAGCUGCCGCCCAGCCUUCCGGUGCACAGCUGGCAUCCGCCGCUGGCCUGGACCUCAACGAGCCUGCGACGCUGGAGCUGUACGAUGACUUGCUCAUCUUUUCGCGCGGCAGUCACCUCGCAGGUGACAAGCUGACAUUCGACAGCUGCGAUGCGGCCAAAGAAGCUGUGCUGCACCGUCUGGCUCUGAAGUUCAAGCUCAGCUACAGUUACGAUCCUGUGCAGCGGAAGGCCGUCAUCUGGAGAUCGUCAGUUUUUGGGCCUGUAAACUACGAAUCAACUCCGGCCAUUGUUUCGCAACCACCGACCGUACCAUCACAACUGGCUCCCCAGCCGACACCAACGUUCGCGAGCGACAUACGCUCCGCACCCCCCGCCUCGCCGGCCUCCGCCGCACCGCCACCUGCGACGCCUGCCGUACCUUCGUCUCUCGGCCCACAGCCGGCAGGCAGCGAUGGCAGCCCCCCCAAACGGCCUACGAUCACCCCGCCCGUCAUUUUCCCCCUUGUGCAACAAGACACGAACACAGUCGGGCUGUCUGUCGGCCUCACGCCACCGCCGGCCCGGCGGCUGAGCAAUGACAGCAGUGCUGCUGCCUCCGUUGUGUCAUCUCUGGCUCUGCCUGGUCAAGGGUUCCCUGGCGAAGACGACAAAACCCACCAAGACACGCCGUCGCUUGGUGACCGCCUGUCGAGCAGCUGGAGUAUUUUUCAUUCCGGCAUAUCGUCGCGGCGACCGCGAGGCCGCCGGGGUCCUCUCAGUGCAAAAAGCCGCAAAGACAUCAAGGACCUGGAAUGGGCAGGUGCCAUCCUGGCGGCAGAGAACGUCGUCGACGACCUGACAGGCGGCCCGCCACCGGGACAACCCGACGUCGUGUCGCAUUGCUUCCGUGAAGCCGAGAUGCAGUGCUUGUCCGACAACAAACUUGUCCUAGACAACCCAGCCCUUUUCCUGCGGACGCACGGCCACUCUGUUGCCGCACAUCACUUCUCACAGUCCAUUCGCAAUGGCCGGUACAGAGCGAACGAGUCUCUCAAUGUCACCUGCCAGGCUCAUGAGACGUCCUCGACCUACUCAGAUCUCAUCUCAAGCAUCGCCUGGGAGCUGGCCGACAACAACGAGUGCCUCAACGUAUUGGAGAUCGAGUCGGUUGAGAGCUUCAUGAUGCUUUUGGAAACAGCAUGCCUCUAUGAAGUGGAAGUCGGAAAGUCUCCGAUGGUGUCCCUGUCCUUGGUGUGUCUUCGCAACUGCCUCGAUGCUUUACGACUGAACUCGGCUCAUAUCCUCGAUGCUCGCCUCCACAGCACGUGCCAGAGUGACCGCUGCAGUAUCAACUGCCUCCGGGAGCUGGCCAACUGCAUCGACACGUACAUCGAAGAGCUGUCACUGCUGAUGUUCCGCAAAGUCAACUUGCGCGACCGCCGGUGGUGGCUUUCGACAUUUUACAGUUUGUGCAUCCAGGCGUACGUUCGCCGUGCCCUGCUUGUCAUCGAACAACAAUUGCUGUACCCCGACUCGGACGACGCCGACGUCCUCUACAGCAGCCAGUAUCUCCAUCUCGUGACGGUUCUCUUCAUUGCGGUUUCAUUCCAGUACGACCCGCUCGUGUCCAGCAGUGGCGGGCUGCAGCUCCAGCAAUCGCUUCUGGCCGAAGAGGACGGGGCGUCAUCCGACAUGUUUGUUCCGGAUCGGUAUUUUGCCGCCGGUCGCUCUGCCUGCGCGGUCCAUAUCUGGUUGGAUGAGGGCAUCAAGUCGUCAUACCAGUUCCUGACACGUCUACUCAACAUCGGAUCACUGGAUUUCGACAUGGGCCAGGUUGACGGUGGGGCAGGUGCAGGCGGCGAUGUCAAUAUGGAGGGCUCCGAUGCGGUGUUGCCAUUGCGGAGACUCCGUGGCAUCAAAUCCGAAUCGUACUCGGCGUACUCGAGCCCCAAUUCUUCAACGACGAGCUUUGCAAGCUCCUUGUCGGCGCCUCGGUCUACAACGGGCGUGAUCAGUCCGCCAUCGUCCGUCGGCCCGAUGUCGUCCGCGUCGUCGCCGCGCACGUCCCUGCUGAUGACCGAGCGACGCAGCAGCAUCGGAUCGCUCCCGAGCCGAUUGUCUGCAGCCUCGUUCCCGUCCUUCAAUCCCGGUACCAUUGCAGCGACUCCCAUUACUUCUCUGCCGCUCCCAUCGAAGCCAGGCAAGGGCGCCACCGUGUCGCAUGGAAAGGCCGGUUCCAUCGUCUCCGAAAGCGGGUGCAGCAGCGUCGGAAGCACCGCAACGGCCACAAAUGUGCUAGCACCCAGCGGCGAUGACAACACCAGCGGUGCCGCGGCUAGUGGCAUGACCGUUACUGACGACGAAGGGCAGCUGGUCUGCACGUGUUGUCCGAAACGUCCGCAGCGCUUCAACACGAUGGAAGAGCUCAAGGUGCACCAGACGAAGAAGCCACACAUUUGUGCGUUCUGCGGCCGCCGGUUCAGCCGCAUGAACGAAGCCGAGCGCCACAUCACCACCAUUCACCUGCGGCCGUUUUCUUGGUCGUGCCGCCGCCUCGCGACGCCCUUGCUGGCAUUCCAACGGGUGAGCGACGGCACAACCACAUACGAUGUCUGUGGCUUCUGUGGCCGCCAGUUCCAGCGGCCGGCGUCACUGUCGUCGAACAGUGGUGGAGACAGUGUGGCCGGCGCCAACGACAAGGCCGCCCAUGACCAGGCCCUGACAUUGCAUAUCGAGAUUGACCAUAAGCUGCAUGACUGCAAGGCCAGUGCCAAGAAGUUCUACCGCGAGGACAUGUUUGGCCAGCACCUGAAACUGUCUCACGCCGCUGAGCCCGGGGUCUGGCUCAAGUAUCUUGAAAAUGCGUGCAAGGCCGAGGAAAAGGAAGCUGGCAUCCAGCCGACUCUCGCCGCAUAA